Molecule: messenger RNA, 992 nt
Organism: Populus nigra (black poplar)
Lineage: Eukaryota; Viridiplantae; Streptophyta; Magnoliopsida; Malpighiales; Salicaceae
Product: F-actin-capping protein subunit alpha-like
Exons: 8
Biological process (GO): barbed-end actin filament capping; actin cytoskeleton organization
Cellular component (GO): F-actin capping protein complex; actin cortical patch
Molecular function (GO): actin filament binding
Source: RefSeq, a predicted model, not a curated record
UAUUUGCAGGUGCUGGUUACAUCUUAUAACGAGCUCGAGGAGAAUGAGUUUCUUGAUCCUAGAACUGCACAGGUGGCGACAGUUGAUCAUGUUAAGCAAGUUUGUACAGACGUGAGACCUGCAGCUGAUGAGGAACUUUCAUCACCAUAUAUCGAAGAAUUUCGUUGUGCCUUGGAUGCAGAACUGCUCAAAUAUGUUGCUGAAGCUUAUCCAAAAGGUAUCUGUUCUGUCUACUGUGUUAAUGGGAAGGAUGUGGAGGGACCAGGAUCUAAUUUUGAACUUGUAGUGGUCAUUUCUGCUGCUAAAAAUAGCCCACAGAAUUUCUGCAAUGGAAGUUGGCGAUCAGUGUGGAACAUAGAGUUCAAGGAAGAUGUACAAAUGCUAGAAGUAAGAGGCAAAUUACAGGUGGGUGCUCAUUAUUAUGAAGAGGGAAAUGUUCAGUUGGAUGCUAAACAUGAAUGUAAAGAUGCAACAAUCUUUCAGGCCCCUGAUGAUUGUGCUAUUUCCAUAGCUAACAUUAUUCGUCACCACGAGGCAGAGUACUUGGAAUCUCUUGAGGCAUCCUAUUCAAAUUUGCCAGAUACCACUUUCAAGGAUCUGCGGAGAAAACUUCCUGUUACUCGAACUCAAUUUCCAUGGCAUAAUACUCUACAGUUCAGCCUGACAAGAGAUAUCCAGAAGGAACUUGGAAUUGACAAGUGACGAAAUUCCAAUCCAGAAGUGUACACUGCGUUACUUGAUAUGUAAAGCCGAGAUAGUGAGAUCCCAGUAUACCAGUCCAUUUGUAUUGAGUCUAUGAUUUCUUAUGAGAGAUCUUUGAUAUUGUUCCUUAUUUUUUUCCCAUGAUUAAAGUUAUUUUGCUGUUUGGCCAUGCGAUCUCCUCUCCUCUUAAUGAGUUCCUCUCAGAUUUAGUGUGUAUUUCUGUACAAUUGAUACAAACUUUGUAUAGUACUCUUGUUAAUGAUCAUUCUUCUUUUGAUGUGCUGUGAAAA